CCAGCCCUGUUGAUGCAGUCGUUAGAGUUGUAGCACAAUUUCAUCCAUGGCCAUUCUUGGCGCACAGUCGCUUCUUGCAUGCCCGUCGACUAGGUGUGGAGGAAAUAUAGCCAGCACCAUGGCCUACUGCAGCGUGACCAGCACGCAAGAACGAUUCGCAAGCUGUUUGUCAAAUUUUCAGAUACAUGAUUUGUUGGUACUGAAGAAAUCGAUGGAGCUAAUGGGCCACGCAGAAAGCCACGAGACAAACGUUGACGAGGCCCUCGCUGGCUGUAGUGAGACGAGUGAUGGACCCCAGCGAAUGGCUUUGAUGGCUGCCGAUCGGAGCGAUCGUGGCACAUCGGCCAUUGGCUCCUCGCAUCCAUGGCAAAGUGAUCAUGUUGCCAGUUGGGUUGAAGAGAAGCCAUCCAAGCUGCAGACCUUGUUUCAAAUCAGCAUCACUGCUCUGGCCUUUCUCUCCUUUGGCGGCUAUCUGUUGUGCCUCAUUGUGCAGGCAAUCAAAAGCAAAGGUACAACCUACUUCCACCCGGUUGCAACAGCUACUACAACGAAUACAAAUGGGAGUGUGAAGCGUAUUAAGAUCUAUAGGCGCAGUAGACGCCGCCGCAGCAUCCACAAUGCUCACAUUCACAUGUCGAACUUGCUCUUGGGUGACUAUGCGAUAUACAAUAACUCCGUGCAUGAUCAACAAUUGGCCUAUGGU
This is a messenger RNA of Drosophila navojoa, 703 nucleotides long. RefSeq lists its product as uncharacterized. NCBI's taxonomy places the organism in Eukaryota, Metazoa, Arthropoda, Insecta, Diptera, Drosophilidae. The record is from RefSeq and is a predicted model, not a curated record.